Messenger RNA from Oenanthe melanoleuca, 6144 nucleotides. RefSeq names its product RHO family interacting cell polarization regulator 2 (gene RIPOR2). Bases 112 to 3282 code for a protein of 1056 amino acids. Lineage: Eukaryota; Metazoa; Chordata; Aves; Passeriformes; Muscicapidae. The record is from RefSeq and is a predicted model, not a curated record. The transcript has 22 exons.
CUGACGGCAACGGAGGCUGCAGCGGGUGGUCCACGGGCCGCGGGGAAGGCAAGCGACGGCAGCGCGUUCCCUGCCCCAUUCCAGGCGGGAAGGGUCAGAGGGAUUUUGCCGAUGUUCCGUCUUUGGAACAAACGGCCCGAGGGGCCAGACGCAUCGAAUGGGAAAACAGAAGAGCCGCACGGCCGCCUCUCCCAGAAAGGAAUAUCUCCGAGGCUCCCUGACAUCAUGUCAAUAGGAUCACAUUCAUUCUCCCCAGGAGGUCCUAAUGGGAUUAUUAGAAGCCAGUCCUUUGCUGGCUUCAGCGGGCUUCAGGAAAGACGGUCCAGGUGUAACUCCUUUAUUGAAAAUUCCUCGGCACUCAAGAAGCCCCAAGCAAAGGUGAAGAAAAUGCAUAAUUUGGGCCAUAAGAACAGCACCACGCCCAAAGAACCCCAGCCUAAAAGAAUGGAAGAGGUCUACCGAGCUCUGAAGAGUGGCCUGGAUGAGUAUCUGGAAGUUCACCAGACAGAGCUGGAUAAGCUGACUACUCAGUUGAAGGACAUGAAAAGAAACUCACGCCUGGGAGUCCUGUACGAUUUAGAUAAGCAAAUCAAAGCGGUUGAGAGAUACAUGAGAAGGCUGGAGUUCCACAUUAGCAAGGUGGAUGAGCUUUAUGAAGCUUAUUGUAUCCAAAGACGUCUCUGUGAUGGUGCCAGCAAAAUGAAGCAAGCUUUUGCAAUGUCUCCUGCCAGCAAAGCAGCUCGAGAGAGUUUGUCUGAAAUCAACAGGAGCUACAAGGAGUACACAGAGAACAUGUGUACCAUAGAAGCAGAGCUGGAAAACCUACUGGGGGAGUUUUGCAUCAAGAUGAAAGGUCUGGCUGGCUUCGCUCGGCUCUGCCCAGGAGAUCAAUACGAGAUUUUCAUGCGUUACGGUCGCCAGCGAUGGAAACUGAAAGGCAAAAUAGAAGUGAAUGGCAAGCAAAGCUGGGAUGGAGAAGAGAUGGUUUUCCUCCCUCUCAUUGUUGGACUGAUCUCCAUUAAGGUCACAGAAGUUAAAGGGCUUGCUACUCAUAUCCUUGUGGGAAGUGUAACCUGUGAGACAAAAGACCUGUUUGCAGCUCGGCCUCAGGUGGUUGCAGUAGACAUCAAUGACCUUGGCACAGUAAAGCUGAACCUUGAGAUCACCUGGUAUCCCUUUGAUGUUGAAGACUUGACCCCAUCCACAGGAAAUGUGAGCAAGGCAUCUGCUCUCCAGAGGAGAAUGUCCAUGUACAGCCAAGGCACUCCUGAAACACCAACCUUCAAGGACCACUCAUUUUUUUCGAAUUUGCCAGAUGAUGUCUUUGAAAAUGGGACAGCAGCCACUGAGAAGCGGCCUCUCUCCUUCACUUUUGGUGACCUGCCUUACGAAGACGCCGUGCCCCCUGCCAACUCAGCAGAGUCCUCAUCUGCUCAUGUCAGCUCCAGCCCUGACAUCACUGUGACCCCCACCCAGCACCGAGCCCUCGAGUCCUCCCAGAGCUCGAGCCUGGACUGUAGCAGCAGCGACUCCCGCAGAGACUCUGUUGCUGAGCCAAAGGACCUGCCAUCCCACGGAGAGGGAGUGGUGGCUGAGAACAAGAACACCCCGAGGGCAACUCCUGAAGUUUGCCAAAAAAUCUCUGAUGCUGGCAGCGAUCAUGUCUUUGUAGAAACGAGUGUCCCCGUGUCUCUCCUGCAGGACACGGAUGAAGGUUCAGAACUCAAGCCUGUGGAGCUGGAUACCUACGAGGGCAACAUCACAAAGCAGCUGGUCAAAAGGCUGACAUCAGCAGAGACACCCCUGACCCCAGAGAGGCUGCCAUGUGAGGGAUCCAUUAGUGGGGAAUCAGAAGGAUAUAAGUCUUAUCUCGAUGGAAGCAUCGAGGAAGCCUUGCAAGGGCUUCUCUUAGCUCUUGAGCCACAUAAAGAGCAGUAUAAAGAGUUUCAGGACCUGGAUCAAGAGGUGAUGCAUCUAGAUGACAUCCUAAAAUGCAAGCCAGCAGUAAGCCGAAGCAGGUCCUCCAGUUUAAGUCUAACAGUUGAAAGUGCUUUAGAAAGCUUUGAUUUCCUGAACACCUCUGACUUUGAUGAUGAGGAUGGUGGUGGUGUGGAGGUUUGUAAUGGUGGAGGAGGUGCAGACUCGGUAUUUUCAGAUACUGAGAUUGAGAAGAAUAGCUACAGGACGGAGCACCCAGAAGCCAGAGGCCACCUGAGCGAAGCUCUCACCGAGGACACGGGCGUGGGCACCAGCGUGGCUGGCAGCCCUCUGCCCCUGACCACAGGCAACGACAGCCUCGACAUAACCAUAGUUAAGCACUUGCAAUAUUGCACCCAGCUCAUUCAGCAAAUUGUGUUCUGCAGUAAAACACCAUUUGUGACAAGAGACCUCCUGGAUAAGCUGUCCAGGCAGAUCCUUGUGAUGGAGAAUAUUGCAGAGAUCAGCACUGAGAACUUGGGAAACAUCACCUCUCUAACUGAUGCAAUUCCAGAGUUCCACAAGAAGCUGUCACUGCUGGCUUUCUGGAUGAAGUGUACUGGCCCUUCAGGAGUGUAUCAUACCUCUGCAGACAAGAUGAUGAAGCAGCUGGAUAUAAAUUUUGCCACCACUGUGAACGAGGAGUGUCCAGGACUUGCAGAAACAGUUUUCAGGAUCCUGGUGUCUCAGAUCCUGGACCGGACAGAGCCUGUCCUCUACUCCAGCAUGUCCUCCGAGACCAUUACUGUCUUUCAGUAUUACAACUACUUUGCCAGCCACAGUGUCAAUGACCUUGGAAGCUAUUUGCUGCAGCUUGCCAAAGAAGCAUCUGUGGUUCAGGUGCUGCAGUCAGUGAAAGAUGGAAAACUGCAGCAAAAUGUGUCCAAAAUAAACUCCAACAACCUUCUACCACAGCAGGAAGUUUUGAGAGCUUUGGCUUUACUUCUCAAUGAAAAUAAAAAUGAAGUCAGCGAGACUGUGGCAUCACUUCUGACAGCAACUGCAGAAAACAGGCACUUCAGGGAGAAGGCCUUGAUUUAUUACUGUGAAGCACUAACUCAGCCCAACCUCCAGCUGCAGAAAGCAGCUUGCUUGGCUCUAAGAUACCUCAAGGCUACUGAGAGCAUUAAAAUGCUGGUCACGCUCUGCCAGUCUGACAAUGAAGAGAUCAGAAAAGUGGCAUCCGAAACCCUGCUCUCCCUUGGUGAAGAUGGGAGACUGGCAUAUGAACAGCUGGACAAAUUUCCCCGGGAAUUUGUUAAAGUUGGAGGCCGCCGUGGAACUGAAGCUGCCACGGCUUUUUAGAUGGAAAAGGACCUGCUAAUAUUUAACAGGCAUUUAAGUAGGAUGGAGCUGCACUUCAGUGUGGGAAACAGAAGGAGGACUUUAAAGAAUUCUAUGAGAAUGUUCCAAAAUGUAGCAAUUUACACACUUCUCAAAGAAAAGCAAAACCUAAAAUCCAGCUUAAGGGUUCCUAUUGGCUCCUCGUUGCAGCUCAUGAUGGAACAGUUGGAUGCUGAGGAACAGUUCUCUCUUGACUGGUUCUAAACAAAUAAUGUAAUUGCAGUUAUUCAGCCUCAACAGACUUCUGUGAGGUUUUUAGAAUUUGGCAUCUCCAUAUAUUUUCCUAUUAUAUCUGCUUCCUUGAAGUUGUUGUGAAAGCUUGAGACGUGUGAUACCGUACCUAACAAGGACAAUCAGGAGGCCAUCUGAGCUGGCAUGCAAAGAAGUUUCCCCUUGAAUCCCAAAUGAAGUGUCUGCUGCCAUGCAGUGUCCCCAGCAACGCUCCAGUGGCAGGAAACACUGCUUAGCUUUCUCAGUUGUGUCUUGGUAAUGAAAUACAGGGAAAGUUCUACAAGUUUUGCCUUGAGAAACAGCAAGGAACAGCGUGAUGUAAACCCUGGGAGGCAUCACUUUGGUGACUCAUUCUAAAUGCCUCCACUGGUCUUUUAUUCCCUUCUCCUGCCCUCCAGCAACAAACCAUCAUUAAUCAUGGUUUCUGAAAAUCAUGUCGGUUUCUGAAAACUAAAUGAAAAGGUAAAGUGCAUUUAUUUAUGCUGAGAAGGAGUGAAUACCGCUAAUUGCACGAUCCCCGAAACCAUUUUGUCCUGCAAGUUGCAGGCAGGAUUGGAUUUCAUACCUUCUAAUUAGAGGAGCAGAGUUUCUAUAGAGUGAUUUCAAUAUGAAGAACAGAACAAACUCAAGUGGACCUCGGAGGCAGUAAUAAACAGAGGGGGAAGUGAAUGCACCUCCCCUCCCUGCACUGCAAGGUUGAAAGACAGUGAGAGCUUCAAACCGUUGAUUACAAGCCUUAAGUUAACAGAGGAGGUGAAUAGAAUUUAACAGAAGAGUGUUCCUGUACUGUGUUCAUUAUGCAUGAAAUGCUAUUUAGAUGUCAAUUGAAGUAUCCAAAUUUGCAUAGACAACAUAGAAAAUAUUGCAAACAGUUCACAUCAAAAGGAAACCUUGUGAGCCAAACACUUUGGCAGGCAGGGGUCAUUUGUUUUGUUUUUUUACUGUGAAUGUUACAAUAAUGUACAUAUCUGUAUAUUUAUAAAUAUAUAUAUUCUCCCUUUAAUUAAAGAAGUACAUUUUGUACAGUGCAAAAUGCUUACUUGUUUACUGAGGGAUAUAAACUCUUUUUGCAGAAGGUGAAAUAGCCAUGUUAUGGUUUUUAUACUACACCUGUCCCAUCAGUUGAAUUCUUUCAAGGUGUCCUUUUGUAUCUACUUUUUUUUUUUUUUUAUUUUUUUUUUCUUUUAGUUUUGUGGCAUUUGUACUCACCAUAUUUCCUAUCACAUUUAAGUUAUAAUAAAAUUAUUUUUAAUUACUAAGCACAUCAGUCCAUAUGUAUAGUCACUCUUUCCAUCAAUAGUCCCUUCACAAUCCGGCUCAUAGUUUAAGUUCAGAGCAAGCCAGUUUUGUGUAUCAUUCAAAAUACUUAUCAAGAAAGGCUCCACAGGGACUACUAAAAUGUGCUUUAGAGGCUCCAGGAUUGUUACCAAACUUGCACUGAUUACUCCUCCCUUCUGUGAAGACAGACUCUCCUCUGACAGAGGACAUUCCUUCCAUUAAUUUUUCCUUUUCAAACAUUCAGGCUUGCAGCACACACCAUGGGGAAUGUAGAUCUGCCUAUGGAGCAGGGAGUCAAAGCUGCAGAGAACAGGGGGCAGCUCACACAGAGAGGUACUGCAUCAAAUGGAGGGUGUAUCUCAUCUCAUUGUAGUUUAAAGCCACCCUUUGAGAAGUUUAUUAGCCUAAGGCUGAUCUGCUACAUGAUUAUAACCAUUAAAAAAUCAUGCUUUCAGUUCAGAAGAACCAAAUAGGAGCAAAUUAUGCUGUGAAUAAAGUCAUUGAGUAAAUGUGAAAAAGUGGAUAGACCUUAAAGCUUCCAAAACCUGAAGGCAAAUAAAAAUGACCAAACCAUGUGCCUCAUAGCUUGUACAUUUUUAUGCUUGCAGAGCUGACAAUGCUGCCUUUUCCUGGCAUGUUAAUGCACUCCUUUGCAAAGUAGGAAAAACCAGGUGAGCAUCACAAGGCUCAUGACCACCAACUAGUAAAGGAAGCAGCAGGCAGUAAUUACAAAAGCUCUUAGGGCUGCAGCAGGCUUACUUGGGCAAAUUUAAAGGCCAGGGCCACCCCAGGAAAAUAUGCAAAAUAUGCUCAGAACAAGGUCCCAUACCCAAGCAGCACACAGCAGUGCAGGUGGAAGAGAUGGGCAGCUCACUAAAAGUGCACUUGGGAAGGGGGUUUAUCUGCUGGUAAAGGUAUCCUUACUGUAUGCUGUGGUGGUUCUUACUACCCCUGCCAUGCUGUCAAUGCCUCAGCAUUUGGCCCCAUAAAUAGAAACCUGUAGCAGCCCUAGACUACUGCAGCUACAGCAGCAGCAUGUUAGGCUGCCCAGUUUCACACUGCUACUGGCAAGGCUGUUGCAUCCAUCAGACCUUCAAAAAGUUAUCCUCUGCAGCUUCACCCUAUCCUGCAGUCUGUGACACACAGAUUAAUGUGGACUUCAAAAUCCGGAGUCAAUACAAUUGUCAGACACUGUAUCUUAGGUAUGGCUCCCUGCUUUGCAGUGGGAUUGUCCUGAGGAGAGGAUCCACAGCACCCAGCUUCAAAUGGCUGCAGUGCUCCCGAGGGUAGGGUUGAUGUGUCCCCACAACUGAU